CAGCUCUCCCGCCCCUACUACCAUCGAGGGCCGGGCUGCGGGUUCCCGCUGCCCCGCCGCCCUGGAGUCUUGAAGCGCCGCUCGGGAACCCCCAGCGCUGUGGCGUGGAGGAGGCCCGCGCGGCGUGCGCAAGAAGAUGGCGGCGUCGGUGUCGGCGGCUUCGGAGUCUCAGUUCACGAACAUCCUACCUGAACCAUCAAAGUCUAAUGGAAGUGUGGCUCGGCAUUCUUCAUCUCCAUAUGUAUUAUAUCCAGCUGAUAAGCCUUUCCUUAAUAGUGAUCUGCGACGGUCCCCCAAUAAGCCCACACUUGCCUACCCGGAAAGCAACAGUAGAGCCAUAUUUUCUGCUCUGAAGAAUCUUCAAGAUAAAAUUCGACGCUUGGAACUUGAAAGGAUUCAGGCAGAAGAGAGUGUGAAAACCUUGUCUAGGGAAACAAUUGAAUAUAAAAAAGUACUGGAUGAACAGAUACAAGAAAGGGAGAAUUCAAAGAAUGAAGAAUCAAAGCACAAUCAAGAACUGACAUCCCAGUUGUUAGCUGCAGAAAAUAAAUGUAAUCUUUUAGAAAAACAACUGGAAUACAUGCGAAAUAUGAUAAAGCAUGCAGAAAUGGAGAGGACAUCUGUCCUAGAAAAACAGGUUUCUUUAGAAAGAGAACGACAGCAUGAUCAAACACAUGUUCAGAACCAACUUGAAAAGCUUGAUCUUCUUGAACAGGAAUACAACAAGCUUACCACAAUGCAGGUCCUUGCAGAAAAAAAAAUGCAAGAGUUGGAAGCAAAACUCCGUGAAGAAGAACAGGAAAGGAAACGUAUGCAAGCCAAGGCAGCCGAGUUGCAGACUGGUUUAGAAGCAAAUAGACUUAUCUUUGAAGAUAAGGCAACUUCACAUGCUCCCAGUACUAGAAAAAUAAAAAAAAAGAAGUCGAAACCACCAGAAAAGAAAAGUUCUAGGAACAAUUUAGGAGCACAACCUCAUUAUAGAUUAUGCUUGGGUGAUAUGCCUUUUGUGGCUGGAAAGUCAACCAGUCCUAGCCAUGCCGUGGUAGCCAAUGUUCAGCAUGUCUUGCAUCUAAUGAAACACCACAGUAAAGCUUUGUGCAAUGAUCGUGUUAUCAACAAUGUUCCUUUGGCAAAGCAAGUUUCUGCAAGAAGUAGUAAGACUAAGAAGUCAGUAACACCUCCUUCUUCCAGCAGCAUUAACGAGGAGUUGUCAGAAGUCUUACAGACUUUACAGGAUGAAUUUGGGCAAAUGAGCUUUGAUCACCAGCAACUUGCAAAACUUAUCCAGGAGUCACCAACUGUGGAAUUGAAAGACAAUUUAGAAUGUGAACUAGAGGCAUUAGUGGGAAGGAUGGAAGCAAAAGCCAACCAAAUAACUAAAGUCAGAAAAUACCAAGCCCAGCUGGAGAGACAGAAGACUGAUAAGCAGAAGGAAUUAAAAGCCAACAAAAAGACUCUCAAUGAAGAAGGAAUCAGCAGCAACCGUUCCUCUGGAGUCACAGUGACAAGUAAGAAGGAAUUUGUCAAACUGAAACCUGGAGAAAAAAGCAAGAAAAAUCUUCAGUUAUUGAAGGACAUGCAAACCAUACAGAGUUCAUUACAGCGCAGUAAUUUGUGUUGGGAUUACUGAUUAGUACCAGGUCAUAAAUUUUAUUCAGAUAAUGUGUACCUUACCUUAUCAAUCAGACGUUGACAAUUUACUUUCCUGAUUACAUGCUUGCUAAUGUUGGAAUUAAUAGCACGUCUUAUGGGGCCCAAGCUUAAUUACACAGAUUUCUUGUUAUGCAACAAAGCUAAAUAUGAAACCAUUUUAAUGGAACUAAGAGACUUUACAGCCAGAGAUGCCAUACUUUCUUUGAAUUUGCUAUACUGAUGUACUGAACUUUGAACAAAUAACCACUUUUGUACUUGUGGGUGUGUUUUAAAGUAGUUUCUAUAUAAAUUGCAUUUAAAUUUUCCAAAUACGAGGUUGUCCAUAGAUAGUGUUUGAAAAGUCUCAUUUUUAAACCUUGUAGCAUGAGGUGCCCAUUUCCUCUUUCCCAUAUGACCAUUAAAUGUACUGUUUGAAUAUUGAUGGAGGUUUUCUGUAUUUAAGUAUUUAUAUAUAUUUAAGAGGAUUUUUUUUUUUUUGGUAUUUCGUACAUUGAUCAGUACUAAGUGCACUCAUGUGCUUUUUAACUCAUUUUUAACAUUUUUUAAAACUUCAAGGAAUCAUUUUAAGACAAUUACCCAUGCGAAGAAUAAAAACAUUUUAAAUACUAUAAGCAGUUAAUGAAUUAAGUAAUAGAAGACAAAGGGAUGUUUUGAAGCAUACACAUUUAUAAUUUUUAGAGAAUACUUAUGUGUAAUCAUGUGAUUCAGUUAAGGCAUUGUAGUUUUUAAUCUUGAACCUUAUGAGAAACCUCUUGAAUAUCCGCUUUCUAAACUGUAUAUUGUUAAGUACAGCAAUGUGAACUGUACACAAACAAUUGUCAUUAUGUGAAUGUAAAUUCUUUUGAAUAGAUCAACAUGUUGACUUUUCAUAAAUUUGGUACUGGUCAAUAAAGCAAUUUUUAAGGAAA
Jaculus jaculus (lesser Egyptian jerboa) is the source of this 2561-nucleotide messenger RNA. It is a transcript of the gene Cep57, whose product is annotated as centrosomal protein 57. Bases 137 to 1630 code for a protein of 497 amino acids. The record is from RefSeq and is a predicted model, not a curated record. Gene Ontology annotation, cellular component: centrosome. Gene Ontology annotation, molecular function: gamma-tubulin binding; identical protein binding; microtubule binding. The transcript has 11 exons. NCBI's taxonomy places the organism in Eukaryota, Metazoa, Chordata, Mammalia, Rodentia, Dipodidae.